This is a messenger RNA of Prorocentrum cordatum, 729 nucleotides long. Lineage: Eukaryota; Dinophyceae; Prorocentrales; Prorocentraceae. The record is from the annotation of a GenBank genome assembly.
AUGGCUGUGGUAUCAACAACGCUGACUUCGCCGAUAUCGGCAGGUGACACGGAGCUGCCCGUUGAGUCCACCGAGGGUUUCAGCGUGGGCGACACCGUCGUAAUCGAGGGCGGCAACAACAGCGAAAGUGUGGUCAUCGCCAGCGUUGGGUCUAUCGUGCUGGCCAGCGGCGUCAACAGCGACUACCCGUCCAGCUCCACCGUCACCUUAUACGUCACAACGACCGCUUCGUCGACAACGACCAUCACGUUCACGAGCGGCUCGUCGACGGCCACGGCCACCUCGUUCACAGCGACCACCGCCUCGACGACCACGACCUUGACAACCACGGAUUCGUCAAGCCUGUCGAGCUCGUCGUCCUCCUCGGCCACCUCCAGCGGCACUGCCUCCAGCGGCACUACGUCGACGUCUGCCAGCUCGACGCCCACCUCGGCCACCUCGAGGUCUACGGCGACUGUGACCACGGCGACGACUACGACUGCGACCCCGUGCGGCGACUUCAUUCCCGAUGGAGAGGACAAGUGGUACGACUCGCUGGGGGAAUCGUACGACUGCGACUGGUACGCCACCGACAGCGACGUCUACUGCGGGAUCUUCGCCGACGAGACCUCCCACUUCGGCGUGACCGCGAACGAGGCCUGCUGCGUCUGCGGUGGUGGCGUCAGCCACCCGACGACCGUCACGAACACCAGCACCACCCCGUGCACCGACUGGCAGCCGGGUCAGUAG